Molecule: messenger RNA, 773 nt
Organism: Nicotiana tabacum (common tobacco)
Lineage: Eukaryota; Viridiplantae; Streptophyta; Magnoliopsida; Solanales; Solanaceae
Source: RefSeq, a predicted model, not a curated record
UUCUGAACAACCAACCAGUAUCAUGUCAUACAGAGAUGUGUCACUAUUAAUUCAGCUGAGUAAAUUCAUCACCAGACACCAUACCAUGUUCCUUUCUGCACCUACUUCCCCACAUGUUCAAAUUUAUCAAUAUUCUUAUUGAGGCAACUAAUUAAAGGGUCAUCAUUUGAUUUUCUUUUUCUUCUUCCUCUUUAUUUAAAGGAGACUACUACAUUCAAUAGGCUGCAGAAAACAAAAAAAAAAAUAAUAAAGGUAGUAGGACAGUUUUAUAUAUGCUCCCUGUAGGAAGUUAUUAUAGAAGUUGAAGACUUAUGCUGCUGAUUAAUGAUCAUCAAUAUGGCCUCAUUCAAUAAGCAUUAUCAUGAGCUGAAAGUUGUAUUCAUUUUUGCUCUUUUAUGUUAUCCUCAUGUUACAGUGAUUACAGAUGGUGGAAAUGUUUCAAACUGGCCGGGAAAGGAGACAAGAGGAAUGAAGGUAGGAUCAAGGCCACCAAGGUGUGAAGGAAAAUGCUCGAAUUGCAGGCCUUGUGUUGCUACAUUAAUAGCUCCUGGUCAUCAAGUCAAGAAAGUUACCAUUUCUUCCUCUAAAGAAGAUGGCACUUAUUAUCUUCUUGCAUGGAGAUGUAAAUGUGCAAAUAAGCUUUUCCAACCUUGAAAAAACUAAGUUCAUCUGUUUAUUUUUAUUAUAUAUAUUGAGGUUUUGGCUCAUUCAAGUGUGUAGAGUUUCCUGGAAUUAAUGACCAAAUUUAAUGUAUAUAUGUCAAUAUUAAUGCU